AUGGAGCCGCCGGACGCCGCGCCCGGGGCGCGCAGGGCCUCGAGGCUGCUGCUGCUCACGCUGCUGCUUGGGGCGCGCCCAGGAGCUGAGGCUGAGCUGCACGUGUCUGUACCUCCGCUGGUGGAGGUGAUGCGAGGGGAGCUUGUCACUCUGGACUGCACCCCUUCAGGGACCCACAGCCAUUACGUGCUGGAAUGGUUUCUGCUGGAGCGCUCCGGGGCCCGCCGCCUCCUGGCGUCUGCAGAACCCCAGGGCAUGAAGCUACAGGGCAUGGUGCACAGUACCCAGGCCCGCAACCCCCCGUACCAGCUGGACUCCCAGGGCCGCCUGGUGCUGGCUGAGGCCCAGGUGACCGAUGAGCGGGACUACGUGUGUGUGGUGAAGGCCGGGGCGGCGGGCACUGCCGAAGCCACCGCAGGCCUCCGUGUCUUCGUAAAACCAGAGGCCACCGAGGUUGAGCCCAACAAAGAGAUGCUGUCUGUGAUGGAGGAGUCGGCACAGAAGAUUGCCACCUGCCUCAGCGAAAAUGGGAACCCAGCUCCCAAGAUCACAUGGUAUCGGGACGGAAAGCACCUGGACGUGCCCAUGGAGGUCAACUCGGAGGGCUACACGGCCAGCCGCACCAUCCGGGAGGCCUCAGGCCUCCACUCCCUCACCAGUGACCUCUACUUGCGACUCCACAAGACUGACCGGGAUGCUACCUUCUACUGUGCCGCCCACUACAAACAGCCCCAGGGCCAUGAAGGCCGCCUGGACAGCCCGACCUUCCGCCUCAACCUUCACUAUCCCACAGAGAAGGUGCAGUUUUGGAGGGCCAGCCCGUCCACCACCGAGGGCUGGGUACGAGAGGGUGACACAGUCCUGCUGCUUUGCCGGGGGGACGGCAGCCCCAGCCCGCCGGAUUACACCUUUUACCGCAUUCAGGACCAGCAGGAGAAGGUGCUGCAUGUCAACCUGGACGGGAACUUGACCCUGGAGUCCGUGCGGCGGAACCAGAGCGGCACCUACGGGUGUCGGGUGGAGGAUUACGACGCCGCUGAGGACGCCAAACUCUCCGAUACCCUGGACCUGCAUGUGGCCUACCUGGACCCCCUGGAGCUCAGUGUGGGCGAGAAACUUGUCUUGUCUCUGGGCAAUAGUACAAAUGUGGACUGCUUCGUGCGAGGGCUGCCCACCCCUUCCUUGCGCUGGACCAAGGACUCUACACUCCUUAGGGAUGGCCCCGUACUCUCCCUCAGCUCCGUCACCUUCGACUCCGCCGGUGUCUACAUCUGUGAGGCCUCCAUGUCCACCGUGCCCCUCCUGAGCCGCACGCAGAGCUUCAAACUGCUGGUCCAAGGGUCACCGGAGGUGAGGGAAGUGGAGGCUCAUCCCAGAGUCGAAGGCACGUGGCAGGAAGGGGACGAAGUCACGCUGACUUGCUCUGCCCGAGGCUACCCAGAGCCCAAGAUCAGCUGGAGCCAGCUGGGUGGCAGCCCAGCAGAGCCGGUCCCCGGAGGGCAGGGCUGGGUCAGCAGCUCCCUGACCCUGAAGGUGACCAGUGCCCUGAGCCGCGACGGUGUCACGUGUGAGGCCUCCAACCGCCAAGGGAGCAGCCAGAAAGUCUUCCACUUUGGGGCUGUUGCCCCCCAGACCGCACAGGCCGGGGUGGCGGUCAUGGCCGUGGCAGUCAGCGUGGGCCUCCUGCUCCUGGUAGUGGCCGCCUUCUACUGCAUGAGACGCAAGGGGCGCCCCGGCUGCUGCCGGCAGAGAGAGAAGGCAGCGCCGUGA
Messenger RNA from Elephantulus edwardii (Cape elephant shrew), 1770 nucleotides. It is a transcript of the gene BCAM, whose product is annotated as basal cell adhesion molecule (Lutheran blood group). The transcript is spliced from 13 exons. Gene Ontology annotation, cellular component: plasma membrane. The coding region runs from base 1 to 1770 and encodes 589 amino acids. The record is from RefSeq and is a predicted model, not a curated record. Lineage: Eukaryota; Metazoa; Chordata; Mammalia; Macroscelidea; Macroscelididae.